GGGGUCAUAAUAGUACAUGACCACAAAUACGAAGGACUCAACUCUCUCUCUCUCUCCCUCUAUCUCUCUCUCUCAUCUUUACGCGUUUUUGCCGUCACCAACUCACCAUGUCAUGCUUUAGCUCAACAACCAACGCCUAUCAUCCCAAUUCAACAUAUCUCUAAUUUUCGAAUAAAAAUUCAACAUUAUUUAAUUUUCAAAACACACCCCCUUUGACAACUUAACACGCAAUCUCUUCUCUUAAAUCUUAAUCACCUUAAUUUCCUGGAACCUUCCUUCCCAUCCCCCACCUCAAUCCCCUUUUCUUCUUCAUAUAAACAACCCAAAACACCCACUUCACCAUUCACUUCACAUCUCUUCUGUUUUUCCAUCUGGCUAUUAAGAAAGUUUCAAUUUUUCCAUUUGGGUAUCAAGAAAUCUUCAAUCUUUUCAUCUGGGUAUCAAUAAUUUUCAGUUUUACCAUCCGGGUAUCAAGAAAGUUUCAAUUUUUUCAUCUGGGUAUCAAGAAAUUCACAAUCCUGAAUCAUGGAGAACAACAAUCAAUCAUCUUUUUGGCAGUUUAGUGACCAGCUUCGUGUGCAAAGCAACAAUCUUGCAAAUCUUUCUUUAAACGACUCAAUCUGGAGCACCUCAUACGGAUCCAAACGGCCGGAAAAAGAUCGCCGGAACUUUGACAUCCGGGUCGGCGGCGACUUCAUCAACUCCGGCGCCGGUAACGCCAACAGUUCCGGUUCAUCAAACUCUGACUUUAAUGGGUUCAACUUUGACUGGAAAAUGGGGCCCACAAGUCAAAAUCAUCAUGUUGGUGAUUUUGGGAUUAAUGGUGGGUUUAAUAAGGGGAUUUAUUCAAAACCAAGUUUGAAUUUUGGUGUAAAUAAUUUUAAUAAUCAUAAUAAUGUUGGUUUUGAGAAAAAUGGGUUCAAGAAAGAUGGGAAAUUUGGGAAAAAUGGUGAGGAUGAUCAUCAUGGCUUUGGUGGUAAACAUGGGAAGAACAAGAAGAACAAUAAUAAUAGUAAUGUGAAUAAUAAUACUAAUGAGAAGGAUAAGAAUAGUGUUGAUAAGAGGUUCAAGACUCUGCCACCUUCAGAAUCUUUGCCCAGAAAUGAGACUGUUGGUGGGUAUAUUUUUGUCUGCAACAAUGAUACUAUGCAAGAGAAUCUCAAAAGACAGCUCUUUGGUUUACCCCCUCGCUACCGCGACUCGGUUAGACAAAUCACACCUGGUCUGCCUCUGUUCCUCUACAACUACUCCACUCACCAACUUCAUGGUGUUUUCGAGGCUACAAGUUUUGGUGGAACAAAUAUCGACCCGUCUGCUUGGGAAGACAAGAAGAACCCUGGUGAAUCGCGUUUCCCUGCUCAGGUGCGAGUUAUGACCAGGAAACUGGCCGAGCCGUUAGAAGAGGACUCCUUUAGGCCAAUUCUUCACCACUAUGAUGGCCCCAAGUUUCGCCUUGAACUCAACAUCCCCGAGGCGCUCUCACUCUUGGACAUAUUUGAAGAUAACAAGAACUGAAAGCGGAUGAAAGCAUGAUGCUUGUGAGGAAUAAGGUUUAAAGAGCGGUUUAUAUUUGGAUAAUUGUUAUGUAUAAUGAAGUUGAAGGCGUUUUGGCAAAUGCGAGAUGUGUUUAAUCAUAUAUACGUACUUAAUAUAUGUUUAUAUCGAGCCGAAGAGAUACGUAACAUAGAAACUUUAGUAAACGUUUACAGGAUGUGUAGCCUUGAAUUGAUGGUCCCCUUCGGUUCUUUGGCUCCGUCGUAUAUAUUCAAAAAUACAAACUCAGUAUGAAUGAAUAGACUAUAAUACAGACUUUUAUUUUAUCUU
Molecule: messenger RNA, 1824 nt
Organism: Helianthus annuus (common sunflower)
Lineage: Eukaryota; Viridiplantae; Streptophyta; Magnoliopsida; Asterales; Asteraceae
Product: B2 protein
Exons: 4
Coding region: 526-1515 (329 amino acids)
Biological process (GO): response to endoplasmic reticulum stress
Source: RefSeq, a predicted model, not a curated record